UACAUUGGCACAACGAUGGCAGAGGUAGCUACCAAAAUCACAGAUUUUACUUCCACGGGGAGGACGGGUCGACGGAAUGCCUUACCUGACAUCUUGGAUGUGGGGACGACUGCAUCUGGGGACGAUCUUGUCGUCAGAUUAGACAGUCUUGCAUUAGAUGAGAAAGGCGAUACAGCCAGCGGUGGUGCAGCUCCAGACGGGGGACAAGCGUCAUCAGACGGCACGUCGUCGUCGUCGGCAAAGACGGAACUCUCGGAGAGCGAGGGGUCGUAGCGAUGAAUGUGUUUUUCAUCAGCGAUGCUCCUCUUUUUGAAUGAACUCUCCAAAACCCCCACCACCCAAAUUUUCCUCCCCUCUCGAGGUGUACAUAUUGGUCUUUCUAAAGCUCCAGGGAUUUCUAACUGAUCGGGAGAAUGGUACAAUGCGGAUGCAGUAAUUGUAAAAAAAAAAAAAAGAAAAAAAAAAAAAAUGCUGAAGAGUCUGGAUAUUAAUUUGACGUCUUCGGAUUGCCAUAGAUUUGAUUCUCAAGGAGAUGUGACGUCAGAGAUAACUGUGCACAGGAGGCAAUUUCCUACGUGAGCGCAAUUCCAGAUGAGAUUCAUUUGUUCACUGAUGAUCGUCCAUGCAGGAUCGCCCCGGGUCCCAUUACGAGACCGGGUCCCAUUACGAGACCGGGUCCCAUUACGAGACCGGGUCCCAUUACGAGACCAUCCGAAGAUUACCAUAAUUGGACAAAUGUGUUAUGAGUAUGUUUUAUUGUUUUUUUAUCUCGCUGAUGAAACCAAGGGACGUCCCCAAAGCGACAGCACUGUACCGGUUGGCCUGCAGGAAAGAGAAAUGAUAAAAAAGAUUCUCUUGGAUUUUACAGACUGCCUCUUUUUCCAAAGCAAAUGUAACCCUGCGACAACUUGUUUUUACAAACAGCCGCAGACCCCACACUUAAAGGCAGUGGACACUAUUGGUAAUUUUGUCAAAGACUAGC
Molecule: messenger RNA, 982 nt
Organism: Asterias rubens (European starfish)
Lineage: Eukaryota; Metazoa; Echinodermata; Asteroidea; Forcipulatida; Asteriidae
Product: cAMP-dependent protein kinase inhibitor beta-like
Exons: 2
Coding region: 16-273 (85 amino acids)
Biological process (GO): negative regulation of cAMP-dependent protein kinase activity
Cellular component (GO): nucleus; cytoplasm
Molecular function (GO): cAMP-dependent protein kinase inhibitor activity
Source: RefSeq, a predicted model, not a curated record